Molecule: messenger RNA, 1629 nt
Organism: Anisakis simplex (herring worm)
Lineage: Eukaryota; Metazoa; Nematoda; Chromadorea; Rhabditida; Anisakidae
Source: the annotation of a GenBank genome assembly
ACGAAUACGGUGCCUUAUUAUGGUCCACCAAGUCAGUUGUGCUUCUGGAAUGUUGUUGAAGCAUGGACUGUGGAUGAUGUUGUACGAUGGAUUCAAGUAUACACUCGUAAAGUUGCAGGUACUGAUGAUAGCGUUUUACCCUAUAUAGAUGGUAUUAAAAAGUAUGGUAUUGAUGGACAUACGUUAGCAGUGCUAGAUGACGAUACGCUUUGUUUGGCUGGUAUUAAUAAAGUUGGUGUGAGAAAGUUGAUUUUACAAGCCGUCAGACUAUUGCUUCACUUUGUUAGUGCUUCAGUCAACGUUCUUGUUUGGUGCAAUUCAAUCGAUACAGAAAAUAUUCAAUCACUGUGCUUGAAUAUUUGCGUGAGUGCGAAUGAACUGUGUAAUGAAAUACGUAAUUUAUUCACAACCAAUAUGAACAAAUCAGAAGGAGAAACGCAACGAUUGGGUUCACUUUAUGCGGCUAUUUCAAGGAUUGUCGAUGAACUAAAAAAUCUUAUGAACUGGUUGGAUAGGUAUGCAAUAUUUCUAUCCUCAGAACGAACCUCUCUAACUUUAUUUAUUUUUGUACAGGAGUCCAUUCGAUCGUCUAAAAACCUACAUCGAAUUUCGAAUGCAAUUAAUGUCAGUUGCAUUAUCAUUCUCAAAUGCUGUCAAUCUAUCCAACGUAUCAUCUUCGUAUUCACAAUGGCAACGCAAUUAAUAGCAAAAUGUAAAGAUGUUAUACGCCACUCGAAUGAUCCUCUAAUUCUGUAUACGGCACAUAUUGAGCGAAUUUAUUUGCGUCGGCGAAUCAGUCAACUGGAAUGGGGUUUCGAUGUGCAGUCCACUUAUUUGGGAGUGCACAUGAUCAGUAACGUAAAACUGAGAUCACCAGCUGAUGCGUGUCGAAAAUUGGACGCUGGUGAUGAAUUAAUUCAGGUGAAUGGUGAGACAGUAAUUGGAUGGGAUUUAGCGAAAGUGGUUGAAAAGAUACAUUGUUGUUCGGGUGUAACGAAAUGUUCUGAGAGAGCGCUGAAUGAGUUGGUAUUACUGGUGAAGAAGAGACCUCGUGAGCCGUGGAUCAAUAAUAUCUCGUUGAUUGAACGACCAAUUGCCGAUGCUGCAGUAUCAGCUGAAUGCAGUUGGCGUUAUCAAUUGCCGUCAACGCACUCAACUAGCGAGCAUGUUCUGAAUGAUAGUGACCCGAUUGAUAAUUGUGAGCGUGAUGACAGCUCGUCAUCAGUUGUAUCAUCAGCAAUUAGUUACAAUGUUCAUACAAUCAACGAUACAUCGUGGGAAAGUGAUACGGAUGAUGAAGGGAUUACACACUACCUAUUACCAGCGCGCAACGAUCAAUUGUCAACUGAGGAUGGGCGUGAGAAGGGAAACAUGGUGCAACAGUUGGGUACAGUUCCAUGUGAAAUGUUGGAUGCGAAACAGUACGAAGGUCGGAUUCGAAGGAAGCAUUUGAAGGAGGAGAUAUGCGGUGGUUCAGUGAAUGGUAAAUGGAUGAAGUGUUGGAUGGUGCUGAGAUCGAGCCUUUUAUUUGUCUACGAUAACCCUUACGCGAAAGAGGCCGACUUAGUGAUCGCACUCGCAAACUUUUAUGUUUCCGAUGCGCCUGAAUUAAAAACAUCAAAAAAAUAG